Molecule: messenger RNA, 6438 nt
Organism: Engraulis encrasicolus (European anchovy)
Lineage: Eukaryota; Metazoa; Chordata; Actinopteri; Clupeiformes; Engraulidae
Gene: smg5
Product: SMG5 nonsense mediated mRNA decay factor
Exons: 23
Coding region: 410-4045 (1211 amino acids)
Biological process (GO): nuclear-transcribed mRNA catabolic process, nonsense-mediated decay
Cellular component (GO): telomerase holoenzyme complex
Molecular function (GO): telomerase RNA binding; telomeric repeat DNA binding; protein binding
Source: RefSeq, a predicted model, not a curated record
UUGAGUGGAAUAAUGGCCGCUCACGGAGCGAUGCCUGGAACAGGGAGCAACAUGAAAAUCACAUCGAGCCCUGACAGCUGACCUACAACAAAUUAUACAAGUUGGGCAUUUCCUCCCAUACACUGCCCUCGAACGGAUGGGUAGCGGAGGUAUAUGCCAAAGGAUUCAAGGAACGAGAUAAAGACAGGUUAAGUGGUCAGAGAGAGAGGGGGGGAAACUAGCCACUGUUCAUUGCUAGCUGGCUAGUAUUAGCCACUGAACGACACCUGCUAAUAGCAAGCUAGUAAGGCAAUCCUAGUGCAUUUGACCCAGCUAACUCACAAUACUUGCUACCGUUCUGGACAUUUUGGCACAACGACCGAGCCAAGCUGGCCAUCAGACUGAUUAUAAGCCUGACACUCCCGCUAGUAUGAGUGGACCUGGACAAGACAGCGAGCCAGAGGCUAAAGUCCUUCAUAUCAAGCGGCUAUACAGAGCGGUGGUGGAGUCUGUGCACAAGUUGGAUGUCAUCAUCGGCAGUAAAUCGUCCUACAGAGAGGUCUUCAAGCCGGAGAACAUCAGUCUGCGCAACAAGUUGAGGGAGCUGUGUGUGAAGCUGAUGUUCCUCCAUCCAGUUGACUAUGGACGCAAAGCUGAAGAGCUCCUCUGGAGGAAAGUUUACUAUGAGGUCAUUCAGGUCAUCAAGACCAACAAGAAGCACAUCCACAGCCACAGUGCGUUGGAGUGUGCCUACCGGACUCACCUGAUUGCGGGCGUGGGCUUCUAUCAGCACCUGCUGCUCUACAUCCAGUCCCACUACCAGCUGGAACUCCAGGACUGCAUCGACUGGACGCACGUCACCGACCCACUCAUUGGGCGAAAGAAACCUGUGUCGGCCUCCCCUAAAGAGAUGGAAUGGGCUCAAAUGGCCUGCCACAGAUGCCUGGUUUAUCUGGGAGAUCUUGCGCGCUACCAGAAUGAGCUGGCCGGAGUAGAGGCGGAGCAGCUGGCAGAGCGAUUUUACCACCAGGCCCUGUCUGUCACGCCACACGUGGGAAUGCCUUUCAAUCAGCUGGGCACGUUAGCAGGUAGCAAAUUUUACAACGUCGAAGCUACAUACUACUACCUACGCUGCAUACAGUCAGAGACACCUUUUGAGGGGGCUUACGGGAACCUGAAACGUCUGUUUGACAAGGCAGCCAAGAUGUACCACCAGGUCAAGAAGCAGGAGAUGAAGAAACUGUCCCCCGCAAGGCAAAGGUCCAAAGACAUCAAGAGACUGCUGGUGAGCUUCAUGUACCUGCAGAGUUUACUACAGCCCAAGAACAGCAUCAUGGAGACGGAGCUGACGGCGCUGUGCCAGUCUGUGCUGGAGGACUUCAACCUGGUGCUGUUCUACCUGCCAUCAGCCCCCCAGCAGCAGCAGCAGCAGCAGCACACCUCCCUGUCGCCCGGAGAGGAGGAGGACGAGCAGCAACAGCAGACGCAGCAGACGCAUGACAGCACUGGCUGCUCCGUGCUGCCCGACACCCUGGUCUUCAAGAUGGUGGUCACCUGCCUCAUGGUGGUGCAUAGCCUUAAGAGGGGAGGGUCCAAGCAGUACAGUGCCUCCAUAGCCUUUACGCUGGCGCUCUUCUCGCACCUGGUCAACCACGUCAACAUCCGCCUGCAGGCAGAGCUGGAGGAGGGCGAGAGCCAGGUGCCAGCCACCCUGCACACCGACAACGCCGACGACCCCGAAGUGAGAGAACCCCCAAACGCCACUGGCUCAGAAGAACGAGUCCUCCACAACGGCUCUCUGGAGGACGAGGAAGAGGAGGACGAAGAUGAUGAGGACGAAGAGGAGGGCAAGGGGUGCAGAGAAGACGGCAGCAGCAGCGGCAGGCACAAGACACGGCGAGGAGGAGGAGGAGGGGGUGACGCCCAGCAUGGGGACGGCAGCAGCAGUAGCGGCGGGGCCAGGAGGACCGUGGGUUCCCAGAAGGCCGGCUCCGCGGCGGGCAGCGCCGGCGGCGACAAGCUGAAGCAGAAGAGGAAGUUCUCACGGCUCUCCAUGCUAAGGAGACGCCGCUGCGCCCGCAAGCAGGACGAGAGUGACCUGAGCGAGGGCUUCCAGAGCGACGAGGAGGAGGAGGACGAGGAAGAGGAUGGUGGUAGCGGCAGGGGAGGGCGUACCACGGACGGCAUGCUGGGAGGAGGUGGGGUGACGACGACGGGGGCAGCAGCAUCAACGACCGCCAACUCGGUGCCUGCUAUGAGGAAAGGAGGUAGGAGGAGAGCACCACUUACAGGAGCCCCGAGCUGGGAGAGCGGCACGGAGGAGGAAGAGGAUGAUGAGGAGGAAGAAGAGGAGGAGGAAGGGGGGACGGCUUUUGAUGUGGAGACGGACUCGGACAUGAACAGCCAGGAGUCUCGCUCGGACCUAGAGGACAUAGAGGACGGGGGAGGGGACGAGGCACAGGAGGAGGUGGAGAACGAGGAGGAGGAGGAGGAGGGGGACAGGGAAGAACCUCAACAACAACAGCAACAACAGCCGCAGCAGGUGUCGAGGGAGGAAGGUUCCGGAAGCCCGCUGGUGACCAACGGCCCGCUGCUCUCCGCCGACCCCAGCAUCAGCAGCAACCUGCAGGCCAUGUCCUCGCAGCUCUUCCAGACCAAGCGCCACUUCCGUCUGGCCCCCACCUUCAGCAACGUGCUGCUGCGGCCCCAGAGUGCACCCAGCCCCGCUACUCCCAACUCGGCUCCCUCGCCCCAGCCCCCUGCCCCUGUCCACGCGCACGAGGCGGAGGACGUGCCACUGGGCGGCGGCGGCGGCAGCACUAGCAUCAGCACUAGCAUCAUCGAGCCCGGCACGGCCAAUGGCACCAAUGAUAACGAGAUGGACUCUGACUCAGAGGGCAGUGAACACAGCAGCCCGUCGGUCCACAGUGAGAAGACCCUGCUAGAGAGACUGCAGAUUCUAACCAAUCAGGGCCUGAUUCCAGUGGUCAAGGUCAUCGUGGAUUGGCUGCGGACAAACACAGACAUCAUUCUUAUGUGUGCUCAGAGCUCUCAGAGUCUGUGGAACAGGCUUUCGGUGCUGCUCAACCUCCUGCCUGACGGGGCCAAGAUGCUGGAAGCAGACAUGGGCGUGAGCAGUGAGGUGUGCGACCUGCUGGAUCAGUGUGAGCAGUCGGGCCUGACACAGACGCUGCUGCUGCCGGAGGACGUAGCCCUGCGCCACCUGCCCGCCCUCAGCACCGCACACAGGAAGCUGGACUUCAGCAACAGCAGACCUACGCUCACCACACUACACGAGUGUAUGGUACGCGUGUGCUGCAUCCGCAGCUUCGGCCACUUCCUGACUGGUCUCCAGGGCAACGUGCUGCACUUCAACCCAGAGGCGGGCAUCUUCACCAGCGUCAGCCAAUCAGAGCAGGACAACCUGGUCCAGCAGGCCAAGGCUCAGUUCCGCAUGGCUGAGGAGGAGGCUCGUAGGAAUCGGCUGAUGAGGGACAUGGCUCAGCUCCGCUUACAGUUGGAGGUGUCGCAGCUAGAGGGCAGUCUUCAGCAGCCUAAGGCCCAGUCCUCCAUGUCUCCGUACCUGGUGCCUGACUCGGUCUCGCUGUGCCAACACCUCCCCCUGCUGCGGCAGCUGGCCAGCAGUGGCUGCUUCAUCAUCAUCAUCCCCCGCACAGUGAUUGAUGGGCUGGACUUGCUGAAGAAGGAGAAUCCUGGAGCGAGAGAUGGAAUCCGUUUCCUGGAAUCAGAGUUUCGCAAGGGGAAUAGGUAUAUCCGCUGUCAGAAGGAGUCAGGAAGGACGUUUGAGCGGGACAAGCUGAAGAGGCAGGACCCCGAGGCAUGGCAGCUGUACAAGAUGGUGGAUAGCUGCCGUCAGCUGACAGGCGCGCAGAGCAACGGGGACGAGGACACGGUCGGCAUGGUGACCAUCCUCACUGGUCACUCCAUUCCCGAGCUGUCCGCUCGAGCCGGGCCCAUGAAGGCUGCCAUGGCAGCAGUGGCAUCGGCGGGCAUGGAGCUGAAGAACGUGGUGGAGUUCUACCGGCAGUGGAAAGAGAUGGGCUGAGGAAAGCUUUUGCCGCGUGGCUACUUCGGCUGAUUCACACAUCCACUCCCUCUCUCUCUCUGUCUUUUCUCUAUUUCUCGUUCUCUAUCUCUUUCUCUCUCUCCCUCUUUCUCUCUCUCUGUCUCGCUCUCUCUCUCUCUCUCUCUCGUUCUCUUUCCUCAUCCACUCUACCGUCUGCAUCUGCUUCUCCGAGACAACAAGUGAAAACGUGAAGUCAAACCAGUUGGCAGGGAGAAUGAGAUGACGGCAGCAGGCCAGAGGCGGCUGUGUGUGUUUGGAAGGCGGAGCACAGGAAUGGGGAGAACAGGAGAAAAGAUUUCUUUUAUUUCUUUGAAACAUAGAAUAAAAAGAAUUAAGAGCAAAGGAAAAAAAAUAUCAAAAACCUAAAGCAGAAUCCCUUGCCCUUCUCUUACCCAGAGAAAGAAGAGACCCGCCCCUGUGCGGAGUAAGGAAGGAGAGAUUUCUAUUUUAUCUUUUUUUUGAGGGAAAGGCCAUUCAGACAUGAAGCGAUUCUGGUUCACACGUGUAGUACACAACCAGGUUUCUUGUUUGAAGAGAUGAGGGCCUAACAACUCACAGAGAGAGAGAGACGUACACACAUAACACACAUUAUACACAAACCCAAGGAGAAGACGUGAUCGAUUACCAAUAUAUAAAUAUAUAUAGAGCGCAAAGUUUGGUUUUCUUUUUUUUCCCUUCACGUUUAGGAAGCUAUUUUGGGGGGAGAGCUUGAUCUGGGCUUGCUUUUACACAGUCGGCUCCAGCCACACCAGUAAUGGCAGGUGGCGAGAGCGUGACUGCAACUGCGGUAGCGUAGCUACGAGCCACCAGAGUUCCCUAACGCUCACGCUGGAAAGUUCUGGAACCUGGCCCUGGUGCCAAAGCAUGGUUCCUUUUAGCCACCUGUAGGACUUGCCCCAAAGAGGAGUGGUCCGGGUGGAAGAAUUUUUGCACGUCUUCGGGAUGUUUUUUUUUUCCUCUCUGUGGCUUUUUUGUUUUUGUUUUUGUUUUUGUUUUUUUUUGCUGUGUUUUUUGUGACCAGUGACCUAAUGUAUUCAGUUACGUAUGUAUAGAGAGAGCAGAAAAGGGUUAUGUAAGGACAGCAAAAAAAAAAAAAUCAAGAAAAAAAAAGAUGGUUGGUUUUAUGCGAUUUUAUUUUUGUAUGUUGUACUGUUUUUUCUGUGUCUUGUCUUUCAUUAUUUUGGGCCUUUGUAAAACUGUGCUGAACACAGUAGCAGGAAGGGGUGGACCGGGGAGGACAGAACGGGACGCCAGGGGAGGUGAGGCUGACUUCUGACGGUCAAUUCUCCCAGGGGGGCGGGGAAAAACGGUCUUGUGAUUUGUGUUGGUUUCAUGCUUGCGUGGAUGUGAUCACAGUAGAGGUACUAGCUUGUAUCAACCCCCCUUUGGUCCCUUCCAUCAUCACCAACAGCAUAACAGAGGUCAAUCCCGGGCUCAGAAACUAAAAACCCUUCCACAAAUUUGACACAAUCAGCUGAUCCGCUGAUCCUAAUGAGUGAGUACUCAAAAAAUGUACUCCAGUUACUCAGUGAAGUCACCUGUGUUGGAAGGAAACAGCAGCAGGAUUUUUACUUCUGAAUUGUGUUUUUUUACUCGGCCGAUCAUCAGUCAGAUUCCUUAGUGUUGAUUCAACCCUUUGAGAGUAGGUGCAACACUACAAGUGUGAGAUGCAGCUUUAUAAACGUUGAAUUAGUACUGCAAAAAUGACUGCGCAUCAUCAUCCUUAAAGAAAGAGUGCGUAAUUUUGUAGUUUGUUUCCAGAACCUAUGCUGCCAUUCACAAAUGGCAUAUUUUUCAUGUAUAUUUAGCACCUCCAUCAAUUUCUUAGUAUUCAUUAUGACUUGGGAAUUUGCACUUUUCAUAUAUGUAAGGGGGAUUUUCUCCAUGUCAACCAUUUUGAACUUCCAGUAAUGGACAUAUUUGGCAGCAAAACUAGUGCAGUAGCAGUAAUGAUUUUUUACUUCAUACAUUUUCAUGAAAAUAUCAAUUUUGUGAAUGAACAACAUACGUUUUGGAAAAUAAACUACUAAAAUUGCAUGCUCUGCCGUUGCCCAACAACAUCUACCAACACCAUCACCACCCCUCCUUUCAGUUCUGGGGUGCGUUUCUCGAAAGCUUAGUUGCUAACUACGUUAGCUACUUUGUUAAUAGUAAUGCGAUUUCUCAUUUGCAACUACCCAAGUUGCUAACUGCUAACAACUAUGCUUUCGAGAAAUGCACCCCUGGUCCUAGAAAAUCUACUACUAAGCAGUUUUCCUCCUUCUGUAAACCAGAACAGAACCCAGCAUCAUUCCCGUCAUGCACAGUGCAAAAGGGAGACAAAUGUAUGUGUGAGUUUCAUGCAUUCAACAAUAAAAGAAAACAAGACUCCA